Cavia porcellus (domestic guinea pig) is the source of this 3002-nucleotide messenger RNA. RefSeq names its product EGF containing fibulin extracellular matrix protein 1 (gene Efemp1). The transcript has 11 exons. Bases 509 to 1993 code for a protein of 494 amino acids. Gene Ontology annotation, molecular function: calcium ion binding. The record is from RefSeq and is a predicted model, not a curated record. Lineage: Eukaryota; Metazoa; Chordata; Mammalia; Rodentia; Caviidae.
CUCGUAAACGUGGUUUUGAAAGUUUCAAGGGACCCACGCGCGAGCUUUAAACCGCACCUGGAUUCCGCGGAAGCUCUCCAGGAGCGGGGUGCUGAGCAGCUCCGGCGGACAGCUGCCGCUCAGCUCGGGGUUCAGGGAGAAGAGCUCGACGCGCGCCGGGCACCAGCCUGCCCACCCGGAACUGGUGCCCGGGCGGCGGUGAGGGCACGAUUCCGGGCCGGAGCUUGAGGGUGGCCAGGGGCGGAUAGGAAGACGCGUGGGCGGCUCCUGUGCACACCCUGAGCUGUGGAACAGCCGUGUGCCGAGAACAUCACCGAGAUGCGCUGAGUUUUGCAGGAGGACGCGAGAAGCUAGAGGGGUCCGGGAAACGAGUGUCCUGUAGAACUGGGAGGCGUUUGCUCUCCAAGUUUUGUUUUGUUUUUUAAAAGUUUGAGGCAGUAUAGUUGAUAUUGGCCCGCAGGUACGUUUGCUGAGCUGCGCUAGAAACGUCACUGGCUGGAGAUUCACGAUGUGGAAAGUCCUUUUCUUAACUAUGCUAACUCUGGCGCUGGUUAAGGCACAAGACACCGAAGAAACCAUCACAUACACGCAAUGCACCGAUGGGUAUGAGUGGGACCCUCUACGUCAGCAAUGCAAAGAUAUUGAUGAAUGUGACAUUGUCCCAGAUGCUUGCAAAGGUGGAAUGAAAUGUGUCAACCACUAUGGAGGAUACCUCUGCCUUCCUAAAACAGCCCAAAUUAUUGUCAACAAUGAACAACCUCAGCCUCAGCAAGAAACACCAGCCGCUGAAGCCUCCUCGGGUGCAACCACUGGGGGUGUUUCUGCCAGCAGCAUGGCAGCCAGUGCAGUGGUGCCUGGGGGUGGUUUUGUGGCCAGUGCUGCAGCAGUCGUAGGCCCUGAAGUGCAGACUGGCCGAAAUAACUUUGUCAUCCGGAGGAACCCAGCUGACCCUCAGCGCAUGCCCUCCAUCCCUUCCCACCGGAUCCAGUGUCCAGCAGGCUAUGAGCAGAGUGAGCAUAACUUGUGUCAAGACACGGAUGAGUGCACGGCAGGGACACACAACUGCAGAGCAGACCAAGUAUGCAUCAAUUUACGGGGCUCCUUCGCAUGCCAGUGCCUUCCCGGGUAUCAGAAGCUGGGAGAGCAGUGUGUAGACAUAGACGAAUGUGCUGUGCCUCCGUAUUGCCAGCAGAGAUGUGUGAACACGCCAGGCUCGUUCUAUUGCCAGUGCAGCCCCGGGUUUCAGUUGGCAGCAAACAACUACACCUGUGUAGAUAUAAAUGAAUGUGAUGCCAGCAACAAGUGUGCUCAGCAGUGCUACAACAUUCUAGGUUCGUUCAUCUGCCAGUGUAAUCAAGGAUACGAGCUGAGCAGUGACAGGCUUAACUGUGAAGACAUUGAUGAAUGCAGAACUUCAAACUACCUGUGUCAAUACCAGUGUGUCAAUGAGCCUGGGAAGUUCUCGUGUAUGUGUCCCCAGGGGUACCAAGUAGUGGGAAGAACGUGUCAAGAUAUAAAUGAAUGUGAGACUACCAACGAAUGCCGAGAGGAUGAAAUGUGUUGGAAUUAUCAUGGUGGCUUCCGUUGUUACCCGCGAAAUCCUUGUCAAGAUCCCUACGUUCUAACAGCAGAGAACCGAUGCGUUUGCCCAGUUUCUAAUGCUAUGUGUCGAGAUCUGCCCCAGUCCAUGCUCUACAAAUACAUGAGCAUCAGAUCGGACAGGUCUGCACCAUCAGACAUCUUCCACAUACAGGCUACAACUAUAUAUGCCAACACCAUCAAUACUUUUCGGAUUAAAUCUGGAAAUGAAAAUGGAGAAUUCUACCUAAGACAAACAAGUGCUGUAGGUGCAAUGCUUGUGCUGGUGAAGUCACUAUCAGGACCAAGGGAAAUCGUCGUGGACCUGGAGAUGCUGACAGUCAACAGUUUAGGGACCUACCGCGCAAGUUCGGUGUUAAGAUUGACAAUAAUAGUGGGGCCAUUUGCAUUUUAGCCUUUUAUGAGCAUCUACCACAGGCAUUUAAACCAGCCAAAGAAUAUUGUUACUUUAAAGCACUAUUUUAUUUAUAGAUAUAUCAAGUAUAUCUACAUCUGUAUACUGUACAUGCACCCAUAAUUCAAACAAUUACACAACGGUAUAAAAUGGGCGUUUAAUCUGUAAAGAUUCAAACUUUGUCUUUAUUAUUAUGUGUAAAUUAGACACUAAUCCACUAAACUGGUCUUCCUCAAGAGAGCUAAGCAUACAUAAUCUGGUGGAACUUGGAUUCUUUCCUAUAAAAAUGGAGCCAGGCAAUGAUGCUCUUCCGUGGUGCGUAAGGACAGCUCCAUUGACAGUCUUCCAAGGAAGCAGCCAUCAUGACCUGAGAAGCAUGCGAGGGCAAAAAAGAGAUUUUUAACUGCUUUGUAAGAAAAUGGGAAAUGUCAAUAAAGAUAUACUUCUUUAGAAAAUGAGGAGCUACCAUAUUUAUGUUCAUCCUUAUUUUCAUGAAUCUACAAGUGGUUUCUGUAGGUAUUUUAGAUUUUGUAAGGAAUCUUAGAAGUUUUAAAACUCAAUAAUUAAAGUUUUCCAAAAUAAACCAAAUAUCCUCCAGAAAAGUAUUCUAUUAAGAAAUCAGUGAGAAAGUAAUAAAAAAUAACUUUCUGAGCCACUUUAGAGUUGGCCUGAAGAAGUAAAUACGGGAAUGUCCAUGUACUCAAAAUCCUAAAAGAUGAAGAGUAAAAUGAGAAAAAACUAUUUCCCGGGAUAAGUUUAAUUUCUAAGUAAAAUUAAAAUUUUAGCACUUCACUAAUUUGUAAAUAAAAGUUUUUAUCUUUGUCCUUGAUGCUCACAGAGGAAGAAAAUUAUGAUGGUUCUUAUUUGUGGCACUCAGAAUGACAGUAAGCUAAAGCAAAUCUCUCCAUCCCAAUUCUAUGAAAACAUUUUAUGUCUUCUUAUUUGUUUAAAAUGUAAUUGAUUCAUUUUAGUCUGUUAUUUUUUAAAUAAAAAUAUUCUUUUUAAAGGA